CCGGAGAAAACGGAGCAAGCCUACUCAGAGACGGACGGAGAGGGUGCAUUGAUGAGACAGAGCGGACCCACUGCGCUACUUUCUUUAUUCUACCUUAAGGGCAGGAUGGCGAAAGUCUACAUUCGCUGAGGAAGUGGCGUAAAUUGAAAGGUCUUCACAGAUAAGACCGGAGAAAGGCAGGAAUUUUACUGCAGCUCCCAAACACUACGGGAAAGCGCGGGAAUAUAUUAUUGGAUUAUUUAUACGGAUCGAAACGCAUCAAAAUCCACGUUUUUAAUGAAGAUUUGAGGACCCAGCGCCUUAUCCGACUUCAGAGACGAAAUUUGAAUCUAAAUAACUUAUUGUGAUAAGGAAAGAGUUGAACGAAUAUGAUAUGAUCCAUCCGAGUUCGUUCGAGAAGGAAUUUAGAUUGCACUUUAAACAUUAUUAACUCUCUAUUUGGAGAUAGGCUGUGAGCACAGUCGUUUUGCCCCAAAAAUUUGUAAUAGCUGUUUUGCAUUCAUUUGAAGUGAGUGUAAAAAUGAUGGUUAUCAACGAUUGAAACGAGCUCUACGGUACCUCUCACAAGCCGAACAGUAGGGUGUUUUGCUUUUGAAAUGAUAUUUUCAAUGCAUUUGUUCGCAAUGCGUAACGUUACUCUUGCGUGUUUUCCAAAUCCUGCUUGAAAAUGUCUGUCCCAUAGACUAGCCUACUCAACGGGAUGAGAGGAGACUAACGUUCGUUGACUAUUUUAUACAUCACAACUGAAUGUGUUGGCUGGACAGCAACCGCGACAAGAGGAGCUACAUUAGACGCAUCAUAAAACAAAGAAACAUUUAAAACUUUUAUUUUGAUAACUUCGAAAAUAGAGAGCGCACGUUUAGUCUGGAAUACAAGAAUAGAUGAUUCUCAAAAGACAGAGGACGACAUAAAUCUUCCACCAUGUUCAAAGGUGGCUGCAGGCUGGAGUUCCUGCUGGUUCUCUGUGGUUUGGAGCUUUCUUGGUCCUGCCCACACCACUGUAUCUGCUACACCGCGCCCAGUACUGUCAGCUGCCAGGCACACAACUUCCUGUCCGUCCCCGAAGGCAUUCCCCCGCACAGCGAGCGCAUCUUCCUGCAGAACAACAAGAUCCACCGACUGCUGCAGGGCCACUUCAGCCCCACCACGGUCACACUGUGGAUCUACUCCAACAACAUCACCUACAUCGAGCCCUCCACCUUCCACGGCUUCGCCCAGCUGGAGGAGCUGGACCUGGGGGACAACCGUCACCUGCGUUCCCUGGCUGCAGACACCUUCCAUGGGCUGGGCCGGCUCCAUGCUCUGCACCUGUACCGCUGUGGGCUCAGUGCGCUGCCCAGUAACAUCUUCCAGGGGCUACGCAACCUGCAGUAUCUCUACCUACAGGAUAAUCACCUGGAGUUCCUGCAGGAUGACAUCUUUGUGGACCUCCACAACCUGAGCCACCUGUUCCUGCAUGGGAACCGUCUGUGGUCGCUGCACCAGAACACCUUCCGGGGGCUGGGGGCCCUGGACCGCCUGCUGCUGCACCACAACCAGCUGCAGUGGGUGGACCGCCUGGCCUUCCACGACCUGCGUCGCCUCACUACCCUCUACCUGUUCAACAACUCACUGACCGAGCUGUCUGGAGACUGCCUGGCACUGCUGCCUGCACUGGAGUACCUGCGCCUCAAUGACAACCCCUGGGAGUGUGAUUGCAAGGCCCUGUCACUGUGGGACUGGCUCAAACGCUUCAGAGGUUCUACUUCGUCCGUAGGCUGUCAGGCCCCGGCCGAGCUGGCUGGGAAGGACCUCAAGCAGCUCCGCAAGGAGGACUUCCCCAACUGCUCUGGCUCUGAGUCCCUGCACCAGAGCAAGACCUGGGCCGGGACUGAUAAGGUGUCUCUAAAGAAGGAGCCACACCCGGUGCCACCGCCUCACUCCCACCCCCACAGCCCUCACCACGAGGCGCCAUACUACCCCUCGCCGCCUUCACCUCUGCCCCAUCCGCCCCCGUCCAUAAGCGGGGAGGCUCCGGGAUCAGAGGGACAGCCUGGGGUGGCGCCCCCUCAGAGGCCAGGCCGUGCUCGGAACUGCACCCGCCAGCGCGUCAGGGGAGGCAAGGGGAAGGGGCAGAACGAGGUGCAUACCUUAAAGGAGAUGGCCGAUAAAGAAUAUUCCUUGCCUGAUUUUGAAGGGGGCAAAUAUGACCACACGUCCCCGGAUGGCACCAUCACGCGGAGGAAGCAUAAGUGCCCUCCCCGGACCACUGUUCGCCCCCCUAGUGGGGUGCAACAAGCCACCAAUAGGGCCAUGUUCUCCCAGCCCUUAGUGCAUCUCAGCACCAUACUGGGAGCUUUAUUGCCCGUGACCAUUGUCCAUAUUCUCCACUGACCUAGAGGGGGGGAAUAGAUACUGGCUAAACAACAACAGUGCAGUCCUCAGACCUGCUCUAGCUCCUGCACAACAAGGCCUGUGUGUGUGUGUGUGUGUGUGUGUGUGUGUGUGUGUGUGUGUGUGUGUGUGUGUGUGUACUUUGUGUGUAUGUGGUUGUGUGUGUAAAACAUUGUGUAGGGAGCUUCGCUGUUUAGACUCAAAUAGACUUUCAAUCAUCAACAUAAAAUGUGAAAAGACUCACGAUGCUGUGUGAGGGAUGGGGAUGUGUGAGGGAUGGGGAUGUGUGAGGGAUGGGGAUGUGUGAGGGACGGGGAUGUGUGAGGGACGGGGAUGUGUGAGGGACGGGGAUGUGUGAGGGACGGGGAUGUGUGAGGGACGGGGAUGUGUGAGGGACGGGGAUGUGUGAGGGACGGGGAUGUGUGAGGGACGGGGAUGUGUGAGGGACGGGGAUGUGUGAGGGACGGGGAUGUGUGAGGGACGGGGAUGUGUGAGGGACGGGGAUGUGUGAGGGACGGGGAUGUGUGAGGGACGGGGAUGUGUGAGGGACGGGGAUGUGUGAGGGACGGGGAUGUGUGAGGGACGGGGAUUGAGGAAAGACAAAAGGAAAACAGAACACACUUGCACUGCCACUGUUGCCAUUAUGUUGUCAUUUCCUGUUGUCUUGGCCUCUUUCUGUCUUGAGUUCUGUCUUCGACUCUACUGGAGCGCAGGUAACCAAACUGUUUUGGAAAAGAGACGUUGCGAAUGCAGAAAUGUAGCUAUGAGACAGAUAGACUCGAAGGAAAAAGUGUUGGAGACUUUAAUUAUCAGUUCACAGUUUAUAAAUCCUUAUUGAGGGGCGAAAUAGAAAACAGAUGACGUGGUGAAAGAAACCAUCACAGAGAAGUCUAGCCCAAUCUUGUGUUUCAUAUUAUUUGCCAAAUGUUUUUUUAUUACAUUAAUUGCCAAUAGCUGCUCCAUAGAAUUGGGCUGCCGAGGUAUCCGAGGGUAUUGCUCAUCAACAGGGAGAUAAGCAGGAAGAUGCCCAGUCAUAAAUCAUAAUUCCAUAUCAGAACAGGAAUGUGCAACACUCACUUCUUAGCAGAAGUAAUGGAAAACUAUAGAAACAGCAAUUGAAAGAGCAGCACACAAACAGACCAGUCAGCUCCAGGUACAGUAUGAUAACUAUGUCACUUCUGCUCCAUGUCCAGGUAACAUUGACCCCGAGCUAGUUAUACAUCUUCUACCUACUUUACAGUAUUUCUACAUUAUUUACAUCCUGCUUUAAAAAUUCUGAAUGUCCUGCCUUUCUACCUGCUCCAGGUCAUUUUCUACAUGUGCUACUACGUUUUAAGCUAAUGUACCCAAGCUGCUAAUUAUCUGUAUGGAGGUGAGUGGGACUGUGGUCCACUCCCAUCUCCUUAAAAACCAGUGUGUGUCCCCACGAGAAGGAAGCUGUGAAUAUUGAUGGAUCUGUCUAUUUCUUGUCUAAAAUGUUGUUUGUUUGAUUUUGCCAAGAUGUAAAGAGAACCUAGAGAUGGAGCCCUAUACAGGGUACAGAGCCUUAGGGGUUAAGGGUCAGAUUGGCUAUUCUCAGUUUCCCAGUGAGGCUUUGGGCUUUGCUAAACAGAAUGCUCUUUAGUGUGGGCAUCCCUUCCUCAUUGGAAUGUGAGGAACAUUUAUAUAUUGUCCGAAUCAAUGGACAUCAAAGGAAAACAACUGCCCAACAAGACUAGAGAAGAAACAAAAACAAUAUGUGAACCUUAAAUGACUUCUGUAAUGAAUAAAAGAUUAUACGAAUAAAAACAUAUUGAAUCGAGCAUGGCAAAACUUGGACCUCUCUCUUGGAAAUAACAUAACUGCUAAAAUGUCUCCCUCUACAAUGACUGCUGUUCUUGUCAAUGGAUGUGGGGGAACCAAGAGAAAGACAAUCACUUCUAAAGUAGCAGGGAAUUAACAGGACGAUGGACAGACAGACAGACUACUGCUGGACUGCUAUCCCGCUGGACUACUGGAGCUUUUGUGCCUCUGGAAAAUGAAACGCUAAGUUGACGAUGUUCGUAAUAACAAUGAUGUGAACUGUACCAUUAACAAUGACAACAGGAGGACUAACUAACUGCAGCUCUAAUAUUAAUCAUUUAUUAUGAGAAUACCAAUACUAAUGACAUCGUCAGAAAUGAAAACAGGGUUUCUGCUCCCCUGAUGAGGGGACAAUCUUUCUUUAAAUGAAUUUACCAUUACAUUGUUUUGUUUGUUUACUAAAAAAAACAUUUUAUUUCCUUUUUUUGUUACAUCCUCUCAACCUCUUUAUCUGAUAAAACAAUGCACAAUUCAGUCCCCCAUCCUACUGUUCCCCUCCUGUCUCCUGCUGUUCCCCAUCUAUCUCCUGUCUCCUACUGUUCCCCAUCUAUCUCCUGUCUCCUACUGUUCCCCAUCUAUCUCCUCUCUCCUACUGUUCCCCAUCUAUCUCCUGUCUCCUACUGUUCCCCAUCUAUCUCCUGUCUCCUACUGUUCCCCAUCUAUCUCAUGUCUCCUACUGUUCCCCAUCUAUCUCCUGUCUCCUACUGUUCCCCAUCUAUCUCCUCCUGUCUCCUACUGUUCCCCAUCUAUCUCCUCUCUCCUACUGUUCCCCAUCUAUCUCCUGUCUCCUACUGUUCCCCAUCUAUCUCCUGUCUCCUACUGUUCCCCAUCUAUCUCCUGUCUUUGCCAUGACUGAAUGGUUCAAUAAGUUAUCAAAGAACAACCGUAUAAAAUGUUUAUAAAGAUAUUAAAGUCUAUAUCUUCUUAU
Molecule: messenger RNA, 5143 nt
Organism: Oncorhynchus keta (chum salmon)
Lineage: Eukaryota; Metazoa; Chordata; Actinopteri; Salmoniformes; Salmonidae
Product: reticulon-4 receptor-like 1
Exons: 3
Coding region: 922-2373 (483 amino acids)
Cellular component (GO): plasma membrane
Molecular function (GO): protein binding
Source: RefSeq, a predicted model, not a curated record